AUGCUGGUCCUGCUGCUAUUGGCCCUGCUGUGGAGGGGGUCCCUGCAGGAUAAAGAGUACAAGCUGCAGGUUCUGACAUCGGUGAGGGUCCAGGAAGGCCUGUGUGUCACUGUUCCCUGCAAUUUCUCCUACCCCUGGGAAGAUUCAUUUCCAUCUGGUAAACUCUACAUCUUCUGGUUUGAGGAUGGGGCCAACAUAUACAGAGAUCCUCCGGUGGCCACAAAUAAGCAAGAGCAAACAGUGAAGACAGAGACACGGAGGCGAUUCCGCUUCCUCGGUGAUCCCAGCACUAAUGACUGUUCCCUGAGCAUCACAGAUGCCAGGAAGAGUGAUACGGGGAUCUACUUUUUGCGAGUGGAGAGAGGACUGAAAGUAAGAUACAACUACAAAGAUAAGCUGCAUUUGCGGGUGACAGACUUCAGAGAGAAACCCAACAUCUACAUCCCGGAACUUCUGGAAUCUGGCCGCCCCACAAACCUAACCUGCAGCCUACCAGGAUACUGUGAUGGAGGGAGACCACUCACCUUCUCCUGGACAGGGGGUGCCCUUAGUAGGCAGGACCCUAGCACCCUGCAGUCCUCAGUGCUCACCCUCAUACCGAGGCCCCAGGACCAUGGCACCUACCUCACCUGUCUGGUGAAACAUCAAAGACCUUGGUUGGUCACAAAGACGACCAUCCAGCUCAAUGUCUCCUAUGCUCCAAAGAACCUCACCGUCUUCUUCCAAAAUGGCACAGAUCUUGAAGUCAUGGGAAACACCUCGUCCCUUUCCAUCCUGGAGGGCCAGUCCCUGCGUCUGAUGUGUGUUGCUGAGAGCCAACCUCCUGCAGAGCUGAUCUGGUUUCAGGGAUCCCGAGCCCUGAAUGCCUCCUCCUUCUUAAACAAGGUGGACUUGGAGCUGCAUCAAGUGAGAAUUGAAAAUGAAGGAGAGUUCACCUGCAGAGCCAAGAACAGACUGGGCUCGCAAAAUGUGUCUCUGAGCCUUUCUGUACUCUACCCCCUACAGCUACUGGGGCCCUCUUGCUCCUGGGAUGCCAAGAUUCUGCACUGCAACUGCUCUGUCCAAGCCUGGCCAGCUUCCUCCUUGAACUGGUGGAUUGGGGAUAGGCUGAUCAAGGGAAACAGUAGCAAUGAUUCCCUCAUGGUCACCACCAGCUUCACCAGACCGUGGAUCAACAGCUCCCUGAGCCUCCACACGGAGCUCAGCUCUGUCCUCAGACUCUGCUGUGAGGCCCAGAAUGACCAUGAGCACAAGAGGAUCACUGUCCUGCUUCUGCCAGUGAAAUCCGCAUCCAGGGCAGAAGUGGUUCUGGGCGCCCUUGGAGGUGCUGGUACUAUGGCCCUGCUCUCCCUGUGUCUGUGUCUUGGCGUCUUUUUCAUCGUCAAAGUCCGCAGGAAGCAAGCAGCAGAGAAGUCAGGCAUCACUGAUGAUGAAGAUCCUGUCAUGGAUACAGUCACCUGGAGUCACAGGCAAAAGUCAUGGCCAGAGAACCCCCCUGAGCAAGAAUCCCCCUCUGGGGUUACUCCUCCCUUGCCAGAGGAACUGGAGCUCCAUUAUGCCUCCCUUACCUUUCAUGGAACAAUGCCACAGGAGCCUAAAGACCAGACAGCCACCAGCACCACUGAAUACUCAGAGAUCAAGACAAGCAAAUGA
This is a messenger RNA of Chrysochloris asiatica (Cape golden mole), 1653 nucleotides long. It is a transcript of the gene SIGLEC5, whose product is annotated as sialic acid binding Ig-like lectin 5. Lineage: Eukaryota; Metazoa; Chordata; Mammalia; Afrosoricida; Chrysochloridae. The record is from RefSeq and is a predicted model, not a curated record. Bases 1 to 1653 code for a protein of 550 amino acids. Gene Ontology annotation, molecular function: sialic acid binding. Gene Ontology annotation, biological process: cell adhesion. Gene Ontology annotation, cellular component: plasma membrane. The transcript is spliced from 9 exons.